This is a messenger RNA of Hevea brasiliensis (rubber tree), 1416 nucleotides long. Its product is annotated as proline-rich receptor-like protein kinase PERK2. The transcript is spliced from 9 exons. NCBI's taxonomy places the organism in Eukaryota, Viridiplantae, Streptophyta, Magnoliopsida, Malpighiales, Euphorbiaceae. Bases 158 to 1312 code for a protein of 384 amino acids. The record is from RefSeq and is a predicted model, not a curated record. Gene Ontology annotation, molecular function: protein kinase activity; ATP binding. Gene Ontology annotation, biological process: protein phosphorylation.
GAAGUUCUCCGACCUUCCAAAGACACCAAAUACUCCUGGCUCAUCAUAUCCCACCUCUACUCCCUCUGUUUCUCUCUCACGUCCUAAGCAAGGGGUGUAACAGUACACCCGCAAGAAAAUUUGUAUUGUUUUUUCAGGAAGAAAACUUGGGACAGCCAUGAACAGGUGGUGGAAUAAGAAGGGAAACACUAAACGCCAACCCGGAGGAGAGGAAGGACCUACUCCAAUACAAGCAACCGAUGACAGUACGGUGCAUGGUGUUCCGAAGUAUGAUUUUAAAGUACUAGCAGAAGCAACUGGUGAUUUCUCCAAUAACAACCGCCUUGGUCAGGGUGGUGUUGGUCAAGUUUAUAAGGGAAAACUUCCAAAUGAUAACAAAGUUGUUGCAAUCAAGAGGCUUAUACAUCAUUCUGAUCCGGAGAUAGAGAAAUUGGCACAACUGCAAUUUGAGGUUGAGGUUAAAACCCUUAGCCGCAUCCGUCACCGGAAUAUUGUGAAGGUGGUAGGAUACUGCAGUGAUAAAGCUGAUAGAUUGCUUGUUUAUGAGUUUGUUUCUAACAAUUCAUUAAAAUCUCAUCUGAAUGGAAAGGGGAAAACAUCACAGGAAACGGAAACCCAGACAAUUGAUUGGUCAAACAGGAUGAAAAUUGCUUUGGGUACCGCAAAAGGAUUGGCAUAUUUGCAUGAAGACUGUGAUCCUAGAAUCAUUCAUCGAGAUAUUAAAAGUGAUAAUAUUCUUCUCAAUGAUGAAUUUGAACCAAAGAUAGGAGAUUUUGGAAUUUCCAAAGAUUUUCCAGAUUCUGCUACUCAUAUUUCCACUGAAACAAGGGGAACUCAUGCUUAUGCCCCCCCUGAGUAUUACAUCAAAGAUGGCCAACAUAGAAAGCUCACCGAUAAGUCUGAUGUCUUUUCCUUCGGUAUUGUGCUUCUGGAAUUAAUUACGGGAAAACUAGCCCUUUUUGAAAAGAAACGCAAGGACUAUAUUCGCUUAGCUGUUUGGGCAAUCCCUCUACUCAAACAAGUUUUGGAUAUAGACAAACAAGAUUUGGAUGUAGAGGAUUGUAAAGAUCUUUUUGAUUCCAAAUUACAAAAAAAAUAUAAUAAAGAUGAAAUGAUGCGGAUGAUUUAUUGUGCUGCGGCAUGUAUAUAUAAACCUGUGAAAUUACGCCCAAAAAUGAGCCAGAUAGUUGAAGUAUUGAAAGGAAAUAUGGAACCGAAGAAUAUAUGGGCCAAAAAUGACAGCAAGUACCUAUACGAAGGGUCACCAUAUGCUCAAUUACCUCCAUUACCCGAGGAAACUUCAGACUCUUAAAACCUCUUUUAUUUUGAAAAUAUGAAUUAACCUCGCUUUUAUUUUUAAAUAAAAGUUUUUGUGAGCUUGUAUUUAUGUUUAAUGUCCAUUGUUGUACUAUUUAA